Messenger RNA from Trichoderma harzianum CBS 226.95, 1533 nucleotides. RefSeq lists its product as hypothetical. NCBI's taxonomy places the organism in Eukaryota, Fungi, Ascomycota, Sordariomycetes, Hypocreales, Hypocreaceae. The record is from RefSeq and is a predicted model, not a curated record. The transcript has 2 exons. Bases 1 to 1329 code for a protein of 442 amino acids. Gene Ontology annotation, cellular component: transcription regulator complex. Gene Ontology annotation, molecular function: DNA-binding transcription factor activity, RNA polymerase II-specific; RNA polymerase II cis-regulatory region sequence-specific DNA binding. Gene Ontology annotation, biological process: positive regulation of cellular response to amino acid starvation.
AUGACUCCAAUGACUUUGAUUCACCAUUCGGUCGAUCUGAACUUCAGCACUGCUUUGAAUAGCAUCAGCACGAGUUCCUUCCUCACCGCCAACAUUUCAGCUCAAGACUUCCCAGUCUUCACCACGGAUUCCCAGUCAACAUGGCUUCCCAACUCAGCUUCCGCCCUGCCGGCACCAUCCGAGCACCUCUCCCUGAACCCCGUCGAGAAUCCCCAGCAGGACUUUGUCUUGUUCGACAACCCUCAGCCUCGUCAACAUAAUAGGAGUAUUCCUUUACCUAGCCAACGUCGUCACUCUUGUCACACCCGUCGCGAGAAGCACGCUUCACACGCAGUCCAAAAUCAACGAGUGGCCCAGAUACUCCAGGCUAUUGGGCACCCAUCACUGUCUUCUGCAUACGGCAAUCGUUUAUCGAAUCAGUUUUACGCAUCCUCUGCUCCAUCUUCAACGGUUUCUUUGAAUCGGUCUUCUCGCACUGCACGGCCACCAGUACCCUUGUUUAAUCAAAACGCUGGUAACCAAAAUCAAACCGCCAAGAUGAUGAACGCUGCAGGUUUGUGCAACCCUUCUAAUUUGCUUCAGCUUGAUCACUUUCGCUCACACUCUCCAACAGACGUCGAUUUGGACGACUUCACCUUUUUUGAAGGAGGUGCCUCCACGGCCUUCUCUUCUCCGGCAGUCGCUUCCAACUUUGACUUCAGCAGUGGCGCUUCCAGCGCUGCUUCUAAUCUUGGCACUGUGUCUCCCCAAGACCUCCUGAUUCAGGAGCCCUUCAUGUCAGCGCCGAACUCAGCGGCGCUGACUGCCUUGACCUCUCCUUCGCUGUACAAUGGCAGCCCUGAGUUUGAUUCAUAUGAUGUUUCUCCCAACUUUGGCAAUGCCGAAUUUGAGAACGGUCCUAGCGACGCCUGGUACUCACUGUUUCCUUCUGAUGCAGGCAGCCAAGAGCUUGCCAACGCAAGCGAGUCGCCUGCUCAGAAGCCUUUGGAAUCAGAGCCCAUGUAUCGAUCAUCAUCUUCUGGCAGUGGCAGUGGUAGCGGUAGCGGCAGGAAGAAGUCGUCUGGAUCCCCCACGGGUUCUACGCGACACUCUUCCGUCUCCGGUGUUAACUCUCGCCGACGAGACAAGCCCCUACCCCCUAUCAUUGUGGAGGACGCCAAUGACACCGUUGCCAUGAAGCGAGCUCGCAAUACCUUGGCUGCUCGAAAGUCGCGUGAGCGAAAGGCUCAGCGAUUUGAAGAGCUGGAAGAGCGUAUUGCGAAGCUGGAGGCAGAGCGUGAUCACUGGAAGAGGAUUGCACUGUCGCAAUCUGGAGCAUUGUCGGAGUGAAGAAGUAAUCAAGACGGAAGUUGUUUCACUUUCCUUUUUCGCUAUUAAUGUUUGACUAAAAACGGUUCCGAGGGAAGAUUGUAUUUACUAUUCGCAAUGUUGCGCAUCUGAUACUACUAAAGUAGUUCAUUUCUUUUUCAGAGUGUAAAUGUUACUAUUUCAUUUGACCUUGAUGUUCCUAUCGCAUUAAUGUGACCUCGUAUA